This is a messenger RNA of Venustampulla echinocandica, 1449 nucleotides long. Its product is annotated as Dipeptidase. The transcript is spliced from 3 exons. Gene Ontology annotation, biological process: proteolysis. Gene Ontology annotation, molecular function: metallodipeptidase activity. NCBI's taxonomy places the organism in Eukaryota, Fungi, Ascomycota, Leotiomycetes, Helotiales, Pleuroascaceae. The record is from RefSeq and is a predicted model, not a curated record. Bases 1 to 1449 code for a protein of 482 amino acids.
AUGUCUUACUGCCACUACACUGAGGGGGAUGCACUGUUGCCGACGAGCAAUCGUGCACCAGAAAUACCAGCGUCUCAGCCACCAAGCCUGAAGGAGGCAUAUGAGCCCGAACUCCAGUCGUUUAGAAAGUUAAAGCCUCCGAGAAACUUUAUAUGGACUGUGAUUGGAUUAUGCGUCAUAGUCUCUACAACUGUGUUUAUUACCUCUCAAGAUUUCUAUUCCGAAUUUUUUAAGCAUUUGAAACCUCUUCCUUCCCCCCGAACUAUUGAAGAGCGUGUUAAUAAGAUAUUGACCGAGACACCCCUUAUUGAUGGGCACAAUGAUCUUGCCAUUUUUAUAAGAUAUUACUAUGACAACCACAUCUAUGAUGAUAAAUUCACCAAGCCCUUCGAGGAGGGUGGAAUGCCCCUUCAUGUCGACCUACCUCGUCUUAAGGAAGGCAAAAACGGAGGCGCAUUUUGGAGCGCAUUUGUCCCGUGUCCCGCAGAUGGUUCGGAUUUCUCUAAUGAGAAUUAUGCUGAUUCGGUUGCCUUCACCCUCACCCAAAUUGAUCUACUCGCUCGCCUCCAAGCCGCUUAUCCAGCCCACUUCUCCCCACCACUGAAUAGCAGCACUGCUCUCUCCGCCUUCAAAUCCGGCCAGUUAAUUUCUCCUCUUGCCAUCGAAGGUCUACAUCAAAUAGGAAAUUCCAUCGCCAACCUCCGCCUCUACUACUCCCUAGGCGUCCGUUAUGCAACUCUCACCCACAACUGCCAUAACAUCUAUGCCGACGCCGCUCUAACUGAAAUCUCUCGCGGUGGGGUGGAAGUAUCAAAACCCAAAUGGGGUGGUGUUUCUCCUGCAGGCAAAGAGCUAGUCCAUGAAAUGAACCGCCUUGGCAUGAUCAUCGACCUUGCGCAUGUAAGCCAGGACACAAUGCGCGACGUUCUAGGCGGCUCCUCAGACUGGGACGGAAGUGCUGCGCCUCCUAUAUAUAGUCAUUCCUCCGCCUACGCACUGUGUCCCCAUCCAAGAAAUGUCCCGGACGAUAUUCUCCAGCUAGUCAAGAAGAAGAAUAGCAUUGUGAUGGUGAACUUCGCCCCAGAUUUCAUAUCUUGCGUUGCAAAUCCAUCUAACCCUUCCGGCCUGCCGGAUUUCUACCCAACAAACUCAACAUUACAGCAGGUGGUGAGACAUAUCAUGCAUAUUGGGGAGUUAAUCGGGUAUGAUCAUGUUGGUAUUGGCAGCGACUUUGAUGGCAUUGGAAGCACACCAACGGGGUUAGAUGAUGUAAGCAAAUACCCCGACUUGGUCGCAGAGCUGCUGCGGGGGGGAGUGAGCAAUGAGGAUGCGGCAAAGGUGGUGGGCGGAAAUAUCUUGAGGGUUUGGAGGGACGUGGAUAAGGUUGCUGCUAGUAUGCAGAAGAAUGGCGAGAAGCCACUGGAGGACAAGCUUCCUAAACCCAAAUGA